AUGCCGGCCAAACCCCGUCCUCCGUUAAAGCCCCCUGGUCCACCUACCUUUACAGAUCGCAAUGGUAAGGGCAGGGACAACAAGGGCAAGGGUGGCGGCCUCCUUUUGGAAUCCGAGUCUGGCGGCCACUCGCAUUUCGUUGAGGAGUUGAAUCGCAGCCUCAACUUUUGCUUGGUUGAAUCUGAUGUUCAGGCUCUUCGUGCAUGGGGUUUCCCCCUUCCCAAACUUGCUGCAUUGCCAUCGCCUGAGGCCAAGUUGUCUUCACAGUCAGUGCCCUUGAUUACAGUUGCUGACUUACUGGAUGUUUCAUUGCGAAAGCGAAUCAUUCGCUGUGCAGCAGAGGGUGUCUUCUCUACUGUGUUCAUUCGUUUCUCCGACAAGUGGCCUGCUGAGCACAAUGUUUGGGUGCUACAGCUCUGCAAGCUUGCAUUUUCUUGUGGGACAACUGUUCAUUUGGACAUUUCAGCCUGGGACAGGCUCCGCGGGUCAACCGUGGAUUAUGGUCUCCUCCUCAGACCUGCAGUCUACCCGGAUUCAUUGGUUGAGGCCUUUGGUAAACUUUUCAUGUCAGCUGAAGGUGUGACAGGAGACAUUUCUACAUUGCAGGGCAUUUUUGGCGAGUGGCUACAGUCACAGGGCAGUGCUCUGGUGGAUUGGUCCAUUGCACCGGACCAACCUUACUGCCUCAAUGCAUUGUCGGCGCUUUCCUUAGCCUUGCACGAUUGUGACAUUUCACUCUUUGGUGCAUUGCUGCAAGGAGCAGAAGCUGAUCCAGUCCUCCUUGAGGAACUGGUUCAAAUCGAGGUGGAUAGUGGCUGGCUUCGUUGCAUCGAUUCUUUGGAGGUCGUAAGCCACGACUCGUCGUGGACUCUUCCAUAUGCGGCACGAAUUCUGCCUGUCUCAUUCCGGAAAGGUCGCCACGAACCUGUUGCAGCAUGGUCCAUUGAUGUGAAAUCUGCUCACAAGUCCAUUCGAGUGAGGGAGUCUGAGCAGGGCCUGCUUGGCAUCAGAGUGGGCCAGAAGUUCUUCUUCUACAAAGUCUGUCCAUUUGGGGCAGCCUUCAGUGCAUUUUGGUUUUCUCGUCUCGGUGCAUUCUUUGUGCGAGCUCUACAUCGGCUCAUCUACAUUUCACACUUUCUGGCCUUGUACGUUGAUGAUUUCCUGGGCUAUCAAGCUGCUACAGUUGCAGAGAUGAGUCUUUGCAUUACCUUGUGCUUCUGCGGAGCUUUUUCCAUUCCAUUAUCUUGGAAAAAGCUACAAUUCGGAUGCCACAUCAAGUGGAUUGGUUGGGAAUUAGAUUUCGAGAUGGGAUGUGUCUACAUUCCUACAGACAAAUUGGAGAAAUCGGUCGAGUACAUUUCCUUGGCCCUGCGUGGCAAAUACACAGAUCGUCAGCAGUCCGACUGGCAAUGCUUGGUUGAGUGCCUCAGCAAUACUCUGCAUUUGGUAAAGCUACCACCGGGCGGUGCCAUGUCCAUUGGCAGCCGGGUUUUGGCAGUUCGCCAUCGAAAAGUACAUUCCAAGAAAGAGCUGCUGAACUGUAGUCUGGGCGACAAGGACAUUUGGCUUCGCAUUUCUGACCCUGCCUCGAAACGUCGUGCAUUGUCCCAUGAUUCCAGGGGCCUUUUACAAUUCUGGCUUGGAUGGGCCAAGCUUCCACCUCUUUGGCGAAGCCUUCGCCCUCAGCAAGCUUUGUCAGUGGAGGCGGCUGCAGAUGCCAUGGGCAAUGGCUCUACAUUUGCUGUUGGUGGUUACAUUUCCCUUCCCUCCGGGGAGUACUGGUUCUCGGAAUGCUUUUCUGUCUCGGACUUUGCAUUUGCGGAUUUACCUUUGAAAGCUGAGGCUCACAAAGAUAUCAGCUGCUAUGAGUGCCUUGGUCAAAUUGCACUCGUCUGGUUACUCAGUACAUUACAUCUCAUGUGCAAACUUUCCAUCAAGCUUCGCACAUGGUGUGACAACUCGGGGGCAGAGUCUGCAUCCAAUAAGAUGUUCACGACUUCCUGGCCAUUCGCUGCAUUCAUACAGAGGUGA
Molecule: messenger RNA, 2031 nt
Organism: Symbiodinium necroappetens
Lineage: Eukaryota; Dinophyceae; Suessiales; Symbiodiniaceae
Source: the annotation of a GenBank genome assembly